AUGGUUGACGAGAAGAAGGCAGGAGCUCCCAAGAAGGGUGCCAAGAAAGUCAUCAAAAAGACGCUGCACAAGAGCGGCAAUAAGAAGGAUGCCAGGAAGGAGAGCUACUCUAUCUACAUCUACAAAGUGAUGAAGCAGGUCCAUUCGGACACCGGCAUCUCCUCCCAGGCCAUGAGCAUCAUGAACUCAUUCGACAACGAUAUUUUUGAGUGCAUCGCAGCGAGGCUUCCCGCCUGGCCCACUACAACAAGCAGCAGACCAGCAGCUCCUGGGAGAUCCAGACCGCCGUGCACCUGCUGCUGCCCGGGGAACUGGCCAAGCACGCCGUGUCGGAGGGCAUGA
Messenger RNA from Carcharodon carcharias (great white shark), 342 nucleotides. Its product is annotated as putative histone H2B type 2-D. The transcript has a single exon. NCBI's taxonomy places the organism in Eukaryota, Metazoa, Chordata, Chondrichthyes, Lamniformes, Lamnidae. Gene Ontology annotation, molecular function: protein heterodimerization activity; DNA binding; structural constituent of chromatin. The record is from RefSeq and is a predicted model, not a curated record. Gene Ontology annotation, cellular component: nucleosome. The coding region runs from base 1 to 342 and encodes 113 amino acids.